AUGGAUUGUGAUCAAGAAAACAAGUUCGAUGAUGAUUUACAUCAGAAGGACGAUGAUAAGAAAGAAGGGUUAGAUCAUGCCAAGAAUUCGUCUGAAGAGAUAGAGAAGAUGAAUAGUCCAGUACCUUGUGAGUCUUCUGAAGUUGGUAAUAAACCAAAGGGUAAAGAAGGGUCGCCAGAUCAGAAAUCUGCAGCUUCAGGAAUACACAAGUGUGUGUUCUGUGGGAAGGAGUUUAAAUGUGGAAAAGCGUUAGGUGGCCACAAAAGAUUCCACCUUCAAGCUCAGAAGAAGAAGGACAAGGAGGAUAAAAAGGCGGCUAUUAGUAAUGAGAUCAAGAUGUCUUCUUUGAUGUCUAAUGGGAAACACUGUUGUUUACUUUGUGACAAGGAUUUCCCAUCACAAAAGUCCUUGUAUGGGCAUAUGAGGUCCCACCCUGAUAGGGUUUGGAGGGGUGUUUGCCCUCCAACAACAACCUCUGAUAAGCAAGGUUCUAGUUCCCCAAACUCUGCCUCUAUAGAAGAGAUUAAACAUGAUAAUUUUGAUUUUGGUGCAGUUGUUAUUGCACCAAAUAAACCAGCUAUUGAUCUAUCAAAAAUUCUACCCCCAACCUGGCGUAAAACCUAUAGAAGAGGCAGGGAAAGUCUUUGUAGUGAUGAGACUUUUGAAGCAUCUAAAAUUAUUAUGUCUUUGUCUAAGGGUAGUUUGCCAUGUGAUAAGAAUAAGAAAGGAAAGCAAUUGAUUGAAUUCGAGGAUGAGAAGGAGAAGGAGGAGGAGCAUAGGUAUGCUAAGUGGAUUAGAGAGGAGUGUAAUUAUGUGAAGAAGAUGAAAAGAGCAUGGAAUGGUAUGAACACUCAUGAAGCAUCAUCUAGUGGGGUGAAAGAUCAUCUGCAGCCAAGAGAUGCAUACCAAUGCAACAUCUGUGAUAAAUCAUUCUCAACAUUCCAAGCCCUAGGAGGACACAAAUCAAGCCACAAUAAAGAGAAGAACAAUAAGCCUCCAAAUGAUGUCAACAUCGGAGAAUCAAGUCAAUCUGGCCAAAAAAAUUCACUCCCUGAUCUGAAUGAGGUAUUUGAUUUAAUGGAUGAUGAAGAAAGUUAA
Molecule: messenger RNA, 1098 nt
Organism: Gastrolobium bilobum
Lineage: Eukaryota; Viridiplantae; Streptophyta; Magnoliopsida; Fabales; Fabaceae
Product: zinc finger protein ZAT1-like
Exons: 3
Coding region: 1-1098 (365 amino acids)
Molecular function (GO): DNA-binding transcription factor activity
Source: RefSeq, a predicted model, not a curated record